AUGAGCCUCAAGUCGGAUAUCAUCAGUGCCAUGGCCAUCACGUGGGUAUCGGCCUUGCUGGCGCUGAUUGCACGUGUCUUUGCGAGGCGCAUGACAAAGGUUCCCUGGUGGUAUGAUGACUACUUGUGUGUCGGUGCCUUUGUUGUUGGCAUUGGUUACAAUGUUGUGAUGAUAUACUGGGCCUUGACAUGGUACCUUGGCACAACUAUUCCCGACUCCGUCAGCGAUGAACGAUACGAAGAGAUCAACCUUCACGCACGACUGAUGCAGUUCCUCAUCUCCCUCACAUACUCAUACUCGAUUGGUCUUUCGAAACUCUCUAUCCUUCUCUUCUACUGGCGCAUCUUCAAGCAAUCAGCUAUCCGAAUCCCGAUCCAGGUUAUGCUUGGCAUCAGCGGCGCUUGGCUCAUCCUCCGUACAUUCAUGGUCAUCUUUCAUUGCAUACCGGUUCAGGCCUAUUGGGACAAGUCAAUCGAGAACGCCGUCUGCAAGAUCAACGACUCACAAUUCUUCUUCGCUACAUGCCUUACUCACUUUAUUCUUGAUGUGGUCAUCUUGGCGCUGCCAGUCAUUGAAGUGUUCAAGUUGCGACUUCGUCUGGGACAAAAGAUUGCUAUCACUGCCCUGUUUGCCCUCGGUUUCAUUGUUUGUCUUGCAUCCGUCUUUGUCAUCGUCACUGCCCUGCAAUAUGAUCCCGCAUCAAGACAAAUGCCCCGCGACGUCGCCACGAACGACAUGUGGGGAGGCGUCGAGAUCAAUGUCGCCAUCGUCUCUGGAUGCUUCCCUCUCCUCCGUCCAAUCUUUACCAAGAUCCUUCCCAAGAGAUUCCUCAGCUCUGCUGGAAGCAGUCAUCCCAUCAGCCGCACCACUCACGGUAUUCGUCUCACUACCAUCAACCGUACCAACAAGGACAAAGAAGAAGACGAAACAAGCUCAACUCAUCAGCUGGCUGACCCUGAACAAGGAAUGCCUGGAGAGUUUGAGAUGAUUGAUGGAAAGGGGGGACCUCGGACUUUCAUCUCAAGUCGAACUACCGAGUCGCUCCAUUCACGGGAGCAGGAUAUGGCUGGGAUUUAUGUGCGGAAUGACGUUGUUCAAGAGGUUGAGGAGUCCAAUUAUACAUACGCGAUGAAGAGAUAA
Molecule: messenger RNA, 1140 nt
Organism: Fusarium subglutinans
Lineage: Eukaryota; Fungi; Ascomycota; Sordariomycetes; Hypocreales; Nectriaceae
Exons: 4
Coding region: 1-1140 (379 amino acids)
Source: RefSeq, a predicted model, not a curated record